Molecule: messenger RNA, 1731 nt
Organism: Astrephomene gubernaculifera
Lineage: Eukaryota; Viridiplantae; Chlorophyta; Chlorophyceae; Chlamydomonadales; Astrephomenaceae
Source: the annotation of a GenBank genome assembly
CGGCGCAAAGAUAUUGAGCUGGAAAUGAAGCUUGCUGUCAAAGGCGAAAACUUCAAAAGAGCGGCACAACUGAAGGAGGAGCUCGAGGCGUUAAACCGUAAGGACCCGGUUAUGAUUGCAAAGGCGGCUUUGGAGCGGGCUAUCAAGGAGGAGCGCUAUGAGGAGGCGGCCCGCAUCCAGGCCCAGAUCCGGCAGCUGGAGGCGGAGCUGGGUCCCGCGGCCCUGGAGGCGGGGCUGCUCAGCACCCGCAGCAGCGCAGUCACGCAGGGCAUACGGGUGCAGGUGCAAAGCUUCUUCCUGCCUACCAAGUCCGCCCCCUCCGCCGGCCGCUACAUGUUCGCCUACCACGUCACCAUCUCCAACGACUCGCAGGACACCAUCGUACAGCUCCGGAACCGCCACUGGGUUAUCAUGGACGGCACGGGCAAGGUGGAGGAGGUCAGGGGUCCGGGAGUGGUGGGCGAGCAGCCCAUCAUCCUGCCAGGAAAGAGCCACGAGUAUACCAGCGGAUGCGCGCUGACCACACCACAGGGAUGCAUGGAGGGCGACUACACGAUGGUGGUGCUCAGUGCAGAAGAUGGGCACUGGGCGGAGACGAUCGAGGUCAAGAUAGGGAAGUUCAUGCUGGAUGCCAAGGGUCCUCAAGCUAUGUAAGCUUGCAUGUCAAAGUACUGCAACUGCCAUAUGAACGGACGACUGGGUCCACGGCGCACUUCACUUCAGCCUUCUUGGCGAACACUUGCCAAUUUUCCCUCGCAUUUACACACGGCGCACCUGGCUCCGCAAUCACUUUCUUCGAAGGCACGGAGUAAACGGACGUUGUGAGAACACACUCCUUUGCAAACGAUCAAAUUAUAUCCUUAUUGACGUAGCUACAUCUUACAUCAGUUACAUUCCCAAGGCUACUUACAUUCAUGGCUGAAGGGGGCAAUGUGGGCAUUCUAGAGGAGCCCCUGCGAGUAGCCUCAACACCAACUCCUGCUGUUCCUGGGAGAGCUGGAAAAGUGAAUUAUGGUCUACACGACGCAGUUGUUCGUCUACCAGUCCUUGACAAGGUAAAAGAAGCUAAGAAGGCAACCAUUGAAAGCAAGCCGGACAUAUUAGGAGUACGAGGCCCAGUAUGGAACGGGAGCGUGGAGCUUCAACCAGGGAAACACCACCAAAACUUCUCAGGAACCCUUUUAUCCAACACCCUCACGCCUAACUUGUUAAACAGCAAGGAUGUUCGAAAGCUCACCGGCACGACAGCCUGUCGCGCGGACAAGGAAGCGGCUCUCCUUGACCGCUCCAAGAGCCCCAGCCAGCUGCCGGGAGGGUGGAACACUAGCACCGUGACUCCGGGGCCGCGGGAGGCCCAGCGGAUGCUGGCCGCUGGCACCGCCGCCGCCCAGACCGCCACUCGGCGCUGCAGCCCGCCUCCGGGGUACGUGGACCCCUACUCGCGACAGGUCGCCUUCUCAACGGCUGUGCGGGCGGCAAAGGCCGACAGCGGGGCGGACAUGCAGGAGCUCACUGCGCGUUACGGUCCCGAGGGAGCGCAGGCCAUGGCCGCCAUCCUAGCCGCGCAAGCAGCCGCCGGGUGCUGCUCCUCCUCGCCCUGCUCGCGACAGGGCCGCUCCGGCAGCCGCCCCGCGCCGCGAGCCACCCGGGCGGACCUGGAGGCGGUGCGGGCGCUGGAGGAGUGGGAGGCGGGGCGGGGGGUGGAGGAGUCGGAAGAGGAGGAGGCGGAGC